AUGGUAGGCAUGGAGGGAGAGGAGGAUAUUAUCCCCCGCCGCGGGCGCCGUCGCCGGCCGUCACCCAGCGGCGAUUCCUACCAUGCAGCUCCGCCGCCGCCGCCGCCGCCAAACGCUCGCCCGGGCCUCCUCCCCCUCCGGCCCUGCCGAUCGGCGGCCCAGCUGCGUCCCGGCGUGGCUCCUCUCCAGGAGCGGGGACGGCCCGGACCCUUGUUGAGCUCGAGUAAUAGGAUUCGCGGCGGCGGCGGCGGUGGGGAGGUUGGGUUCCCGAUUGACGAUUUGCCUCCUCCGUACUCGUCCUUUGCCCCGGCCGGUCACGACACCAACACCAAUAUCAACGGCAACACCCACGCCAACGCCCACGGCGGUAGUGGCGAGCUGCAACGCGCGCAGAGCUCCUCGGCCCUCUCGCAAGCCGGCCACACCACGUCCAACAACACAUCCCCCCCGCUAUCCGUCGCGUCCAUCUCCUCGCCGUCCCUCCCGCCCGCCUCCCAGCCGUCCAAGGCGUCGAAAUGGAAAACUGCCCUCGGCGAGGCCCAGUACUUCGCCGGCGGGCUCGUCAGCCACCCCGCCGAGUCGACGCGCCACUACAGCAUCAUCCGGCACUCGCACGCCCUGGUCUGGUACCGCGGGCCCUGCACCUCCGUCACCGUCACCGUCCUCUCCGACGUGCCCCUACUAGAAGAAGAUAAAGCUACUGCGGGCUCUGAUAACCGCCGCCGCCGCCGCCGCCCCUCGCUCUGGCUGCAGGAAAAGGGCUACUCGGGCGGCCUCGGCAUGGCCGUCAAGGCCCUGGUGGGCUCCACGGGCCGCUGGAUCGACGUGACGCCCGCGCGCGAGGCCCGCCCCGAGCACAUCCCCGAGGCGGACGAGCGCGCCAUCCAGCGCGACCUGCGGCGCUUCGCGAAGCGUGCCUCGGGGCGGGUCAAGGCGCAUGUGCCGCGCGAGACGUACGUGGUGCGCAUCCCCGCGACGGCGACGGACGGCUACUUUCGUCUCGUGCUGUGCGCGGGCGGCGGUGGUGGCGGUGGUGGUGGUGAGGAGGGAAAGGAGAAGCAUUCGGCGCCGAAACGCGUCCUAUGCGGUAGCCCCAUCUUCCGCAUCGCCAGCACGUCGACCGACGUGGCCGUGGUGCGCGGCGCGAGCCUGAGCACCAUGCCGCUUGAGGUCGGCGUCAAGGUCGCCAGCACCAUCGGCCAGCAGGUGGCCAAGAAGUACGCCGGCGUCGCGGGCGCCGUGGUGCAGAACCGCGCCGCCAAGGUCGCGCACUACGCCGCGGCCAAGACGGCCGCCAGGACGGCCGUCGAGACGUAUCACAAGGUCCCCGGACUGGCGAGCUCGGUCAGCGAGAGCUGGCAGCGGGGCAGGCAGGAGCGGGACAACUGGCAGCAGCAGCAGCAGCAUCUCCGGGAGCCGACUGUCAUUGCCGUCAUUGGGCCCGACGCAGGGCCCUCGGCCCCGUUUCCCGUCUUGUUUGACGGAAAGGUUGUCGCGAGUAGUAGACAGUCUGCGGCGGCAGAAGAGCCGUGCUACCGCCACCCGCCGACCGCAACCCUCAAGGGCGUGCCCGACGCCAUCAAGACGCGUCUGGGCGGCGGCGUGUUCGCGGCGUGGGCCAUGAUCGCGCCGAUGAAGGGACUCGACAACGCCGUGGACAGCGACUGGCACGAAGCCGUCGUCACGAUCGCGCCGCCGCGCGACGCCACCCCGAGCGUGGCCAUGCGCAACAGCGUCGCGGUGCACAUGGCGUUUGACUUUGACGGGGCGACCUUUUACGGCGCGACGCUCAAGGUCCUGCUCAUGGGCUACCUCCGCGCGGCGUCGCUGCCCACGGGUCCCAGCGGCGGCGACGGCGAGCAGCAGCGGCAGAAGCUGGCCGAGGAGCACGCGCACGACGUCAUGACGACGCUCGCGAGCCUCGGGCGGGACGCCUGGCGGCGGCCGCGCGACACGCUCGCGCAGAUGCGGUCCGUCGCCCGCAGCGAGAGGAGCUUCUCCGACAGGCUGGUGGCCGAGGCGACGGGCCGGGUGCAGGAGCAGGUGGACCGCAUCCCGCUGCACUGGGCGGGCGUGCGGUCCGAGUCGGGGACGGCGCGCGACGGCAUGUUUGGCAAGGGGGGGCUUUGGAUCGCGCGGUAGGCGACAUUCGGGAGCGAGCGAGCGAACUUUGGAGCAGGAGCAAGCGAGUUUUCCAGCAGAAGCGAGCGAGUUUUUAAGCGGAAGCGAACGAGUAUUGUGUUGUUCUGGCGGCGGGUGAAUCUGAAUUUGAAGUCAAGUCAUUAGCGUACAUGCAUGGCAAGCGAAAUAGAAGCCGUUUGUUUUCCUC
Molecule: messenger RNA, 2329 nt
Organism: Purpureocillium takamizusanense
Lineage: Eukaryota; Fungi; Ascomycota; Sordariomycetes; Hypocreales; Ophiocordycipitaceae
Exons: 1
Coding region: 1-2142 (713 amino acids)
Biological process (GO): riboflavin biosynthetic process; FMN biosynthetic process
Cellular component (GO): mitochondrion
Molecular function (GO): riboflavin kinase activity
Source: RefSeq, a predicted model, not a curated record